This is a messenger RNA of Centruroides sculpturatus (bark scorpion), 1459 nucleotides long. RefSeq names its product carboxypeptidase B-like. Gene Ontology annotation, biological process: proteolysis. NCBI's taxonomy places the organism in Eukaryota, Metazoa, Arthropoda, Arachnida, Scorpiones, Buthidae. Gene Ontology annotation, molecular function: zinc ion binding; metallocarboxypeptidase activity. The record is from RefSeq and is a predicted model, not a curated record. The coding region runs from base 80 to 1423 and encodes 447 amino acids. The transcript is spliced from 11 exons.
UUUAUAUUUAAUAUUAUUAAAAAUCCAGAAAAUUAUUUCCUUAUAUUUUGAAUAUAAACUGUUAAUAAAUGAGACUUCAAUGUAUUCAAGUGUUUUAAAUUAUCCUCGUGUAGCAAGGACUUAUUUACCUUUAAAAUACGGUAUGAACCCACGGCUAUUUUUACUCCUCUUGGGUAUUCCUGGGAUAAUAUGCCAAACCAACGAAGCCAACUUUACAGGGCAUAAACUAAUAGGAGCCUUUCCGAGUAGCGAGAAAGAAAUAGACGUGUUGAGGGAGUUGCGGAAUAACUCAGACGUGGAUGUAUGGAAUGCUCCUUCAGCCCUGUACGAGAAAGUUAAUCUUUUGUUAACACCAGAAAUUGCUGAUGAAGUGGAAGAAAAAUUGAAGGACAAUGGCAUCGACUUCUACGUUGUUACUAAUAAUAUACAAAAAUGGAUAGAUCAAGAGAAGGCAACUAACACUCCUGAUCUAUUCGAGCAAAUUCAAGAUGUCUCCCGUUUCGAUUUACAGAAGUAUCAUAGAUUGGAUGAGAUUAAUGUGUACUUAGACGAAUUUGCAAAACUGAAUGGGCAUAUGGCUUCGGUGAUCACCAUUGGGCACAGUGCUCAAAAUAACCCAAUCAAAGGACUAAAAAUAGGUAAUCCUGGAAACCAUAAUAAACCCGUUAUUUGGAUCGACGCUGGAAUACAUAGUCGCGAAUGGGUUGCACCCGCUACUGCUUUAUUCUUGAUAGACCAUUUAUGGAAAAAGAGUUCAGAUUCCAGAGUCAAGAAGUUGUUAGACACUUUCGAUUGGUACAUUAUUCCCGUUUUAAAUCCCGAUGGAUACGUACAUACUUGGAGUGGGAAUCGAAUGUGGAGAAAGAAUCGCAUCGUUUCUGGCUCUAGAUUCUUCCAAACUUGUUAUGGUGUGGAUCCUAAUAGGAAUUUCGAUGCUGAUUUUGGCAAAGCGGGAACUGACUCCAAUCCGUGCAGUGAUAUUUAUCCAGGAAGCGCAGCUUUUUCAGAAAACGAAUCCAGAGCUGUAAGAGAUGCUAUAAUGCCAAUGAGAAACCGCGUGAAAGCCUACUUUACUGUUCAUGCUUACUCUCAGUUGUGGAUGAUUCCGUACGGAUAUAAACGCGGAACUACUAAAGAUUUUUUAGCUCAGAUGACAGCUUUGCAGAAGGCUGCAAAUGCAAUAGUCCAGAAACAUGGUCAAUGGUACCGUUAUGGAGCAAUCGCCAACACUAUAUAUCCUGCAAGCGGCAGUUCUACAGAUUGGGCAUACGAAAAAGCUGGGAUCAAGUACUCUUUUGCAUUAGAAUUAAGAGAUAAAGGACAAUAUGGGUUUUUGCUACCAAACUCUCUUAUAAAACCUACUGCCGAAGAAACUAUAGAAGGGAUAUUUGCUGUUGCCGAACAUGUUAUUGCUGAACUGUAAAAUUAAUUAAGGAAUAUCCAUUAUAUUCUACAUUCU